AUGUUAAUUAUUUUCAAUUAUUUGUGUGGAUGCAGUCGCCGAACCUUUGUGGCCUUCGUUCUCUCUCUGCCUCCAUCACGAUCUAAAACCAACUCUCUCAUCAGAGCUUCGAUUUGAAUAGCUUUUGUUUACGUUUUUCGUCUUUCUAUAGCGUCGGAGUAUCAUUUGUUCAUGUAUUUGGGCUUGUAUAUGUUGUGUACACAGUUGCAGUGAAAUAAUUUUGUUAGUUUGGAAGUCAAGAAUUUCUGUUUUUGGUUUUUUUUGUCUUCGGUGAUUUCUGUUUUUUUUUUUGUGUGAUUGCUGGAGUGAACCCGAGCUUUUGGGCUCGGGGAGAUCCGGAUCAUGGCGUCAGAGAAAGAGCUCCAGCUCUGGAGGACUGAUGAGGAACCCGACCCGAACACUUCCUACUUGCAGAAAUUCCGACUCUACGAGACUCGCUCGAACUUUUAUAUGAUAGGAAGAGACAAGAACAGAACUGUCUGGAGGGUGCUAAAGAUUGACAGAUUGGAAACUUCUGAGCUAAACAUUCUUGAAGACCCCACAACGUACUCAGAAAUUGAAUGCUAUGACCUGCUAAGGAGGAUUCAUGAAGGAAACCAGUGUACCGGUGGACUUAAAUUUGUCACCACUUGUUAUGGAAUUGUCGGGUUCAUCAAAUUUCUUGGACCUUAUUACAUGCUGCUUAUUACAAAAAGAAGAAAGAUUGGUGCGAUUUAUGGGCACCCAAUUUAUGGCAUUGCCAAGAGCGAGAUGAUUCCAAUUCCAAAUUCUACUAUGCGGUCCAAAGUGGCUUAUUCUAAGAAUGAGAACAGAUACAAGAAGCUCCUAUGCACGGUGGAUCUUACAAAGGACUUCUUUUUCAGCUACUCCUACCAUGUCAUGCGAAGUCUGCAAAAGAACUUAUGUGAUAAUAAGACAGGAGAAUUCCUUUAUGAAACAAUGUUUGUUUGGAAUGAGUUCUUGACUCGUGGAAUCCGAAAUAACCUCAAGAGUACGAUAUGGACAGUUGCAUUGGUGUAUGGCUUCUUUAAACAGGUCAAACUUUCUGUACCUGACAGGGACUUCAACUUGACCCUAAUUGCUAGACGUUCACGUCAUUAUGCUGGCACCAGAUAUCUAAAACGUGGUGUCAAUGACAAGGGUAGAGUAGCGAAUGACGUUGAGACAGAACAGUUUGUUUUUGAAGAUGCGCCUGAAGGAUACUCUAUGCAAAUAAGUUCUGUUGUGCAAAACCGGGGUUCUAUUCCCCUUUUCUGGUCCCAGGAAACUUCACGAUUGAAUAUCAAACCUGACAUCAUAUUAUCAAGGAAGGACCCCAAGUAUGAAGCCACAAGACUUCAUUUUGAAAAUCUUGUCAAGAGAUAUGGAAAUCCCAUACUUAUAUUGAAUUUAAUUAAGACACGUGAGAGGAAGCCUCGAGAAACUAUUCUUCGUGCGGAGUUUGCAAAUGCUAUCAGAUUUAUUAAUAAAAAUUUAACCGUGGAGAAUCGCCUUAGGUUUCUUCACUGGGACCUACACCGACACUCUACAAGCAAAUCUACCAAUGUGUUGACACAGCUACGAAAAGUCGCUGCCUAUGCAUUGGACGUAACCGGCAUCUUCUAUUGUCAAACAAAUCCAAAUUUAGGGCCAGAGGGAUUAUUAAAUUAUUCAUACUUUGAGAAAAAUUAUGGUGGUGACUGCUCUCUGGAGAACCUUCCCAGCAGGAAUGAUGACUCUGAUAACCUGGCAAAAGAAGUUAGAAAUGAUAGUGCUAGUAAUAAUGCAAAUGGAGACAACAAUGUCAAACCCCCAAUGUUUCAAAAAGGAGUCCUAAGAACCAAUUGUAUAGACUGUUUGGAUCGCACAAAUGUUGCUCAAUAUGCCUAUGGGCUAGUUGCUCUUGGGCGUCAGCUGCAUGCUUUAGGAUAUUUAGAUUCACCAAAUAUUGAUUUAGAUAAUCCACUGGCAGAGGAUUUAAUGGGAAUGUAUGAAACUAUGGGUGACACACUUGCAUUACAAUAUGGUGGUUCUGCAGCACACAAUAAGAUAUUCUCCGAGAGACGAGGCCAGUGGAAAGCAGCAACUCAGUCGCAGGAGUUCUUUAGAACACUACAAAGGUUUUACAGUAAUACCUGCAUGGACCCUGAGAAACAAAAUGCCAUUAAUGUGUUCCUGGGUUACUUUCAGCCACAACCAGGUAAACCAGAGCUGUGGGAGCUGGAUUCAGACCACCAUUACAAUGUUGGGAGGCAUGGCCCUAAUUUGGCUGAUAAGAAUAUUAGGUCAUUUAUCAAAAGAUCACUAUCAGAUGGCAAUAUUCUUUGCAAAAGUGACUCACCUGCAGUGAGCACAGAUGUUGGACACGAGGAGCAUUUGUCUGAGAAAUUGCAAGGAGAAAUUUCAGAAUCCACGCCAGAGAUCUCAACUUGUGAAAGUGAUAUAUCUGAUUGCAGGUUUACUCCUUCAAUGUCUCGUAAGCAGCUCUUUAGAGAUAUGCUGGAGGACCAAUGUCUUGAAAAUGAUCAAAUUUGUUAUGAUGACCAUGGGGAUGCAUGUACUUGCUCAAAUUUUCUUGACGUGGACUGGCUUUCUUCAUCUGGAAAUUCUUGUGAAGAAGAAAUAUACGAAAGGUCUUUCGCCAGCCUUUCAUCCGAAACUGUUGUGGAUGGACUAAACACUACCACAUCUUCAAGUGAGGCUAGAUCCAGCACGAAGGAAAGGGAGCAGACUGGAAAGGAGAUCAGGUACGACGAUGACAUCCGCGCCGAAUUUUCUGAAACUUUUUCCAACUGGGUAACUCGCGGCGAAAUACUGUUCCGCUAAAGUUCGCUUGAAACGUUUUUUUUUCAUUACAUUUUAUUCUCACCAUGAUCUGAUUCAACCCGUCCGAAGGAUGUGGGUUCCGUAAAGAAUAAAUUGGUUAGAUUCCAAUCAAAAGAGGAUACUAUCGGCGUUCGGUGGUGGAUAUAUUAUUCUAGACGACUAAUUCUCGAGUCAUGUAAGAUUUGCAGCAUUUAUUCAAACCCUAAAUUCUCCAGGAAGUACAAGAGUAAAUAUCAAUAGCUACUUCCUUCUCGAGCUCUCAACUUCACCGCAUCUUCUUGGUUCUAAACUGGCGGGAUGUUUGACGUUGUAAAUAUGAUAAUGAAUAACUCUCCACUUCACUGAUUCCUGUAGGUUUUUAGACUCUGAAAGUUUUUGACCUUGUAAAUAUUUAUGAAUAAUAAUCCUCUAUUAAUUCUGAAACAUUCAGCUUUAGAAAUAUUUUGUGUACGACGUGGAAAUACAGAUCUAUGAGAAGCCAGUUGCGAUAACACCAAA
Molecule: messenger RNA, 3303 nt
Organism: Corylus avellana
Lineage: Eukaryota; Viridiplantae; Streptophyta; Magnoliopsida; Fagales; Betulaceae
Product: phosphoinositide phosphatase SAC2
Biological process (GO): phosphatidylinositol dephosphorylation
Cellular component (GO): intracellular membrane-bounded organelle
Molecular function (GO): phosphatidylinositol-3,5-bisphosphate 5-phosphatase activity
Source: RefSeq, a predicted model, not a curated record